This is a messenger RNA of Thelazia callipaeda (thelaziosis nematode), 480 nucleotides long. Lineage: Eukaryota; Metazoa; Nematoda; Chromadorea; Rhabditida; Thelaziidae. The record is from the annotation of a GenBank genome assembly.
AUGCGUGGUGAUGUUCAAGACUUGAAGAAAACUGAGUUAGCAGCAGAAGGCUUCAGCAUAGAGAAGCAACAGGAGCAGCUGUUGAUGAACAAACUUGCGACCAGUGGCAGAUUACCUUCAAAACCGCAAACCGCUUUUCUGCAAAAAAAGUUACAACAGCAAAGAAAAUUUUUUGAUUCUGGUGAUUAUGCAAUGAAUAAAGAAAAAACCAAAAAACCAUCAGCUGACAUACCUAAGACAGAUCUGCAAUGUUUUCAUGAUCCGAAUACAAUCCCUUCAGUUGCAGAGAAAAAAUUAUCAGAUGUACCGCUUCGGGUUGAGGUGAAACCAUUAGGCGAUGAAUCCUUGCUUAUUCCUCGACCAGAUACGGUACCGCAACGUAAAUCGUCAAUUAUUUACCCAUCUGUACAUAGUAAAUUAAGUCCGCAACCACAUAUUCAUCAUUCAUUUCAUGAUAAUGAUGCUAUUUCUGAAUCCUAA